This is a messenger RNA of Serendipita indica DSM 11827, 1356 nucleotides long. Lineage: Eukaryota; Fungi; Basidiomycota; Agaricomycetes; Sebacinales; Serendipitaceae. The record is from the annotation of a GenBank genome assembly.
AUGUCCGACGAAAAGGAGCAUCUUAAUGCGCCUACUGAAAAGGAGCAGCAGGUUGCACCCAAAAAUGAGCCGAGGAACCGUCUCCCGACAUUCCAAGAGGUGCUCGCGCGACAGACCAAGCCGCCCGUCGACUUGUUCAUGUUCUACCUGUUCCUGCAACGUGAAGGAGCGGAGGAUGUCCUAGACUUUUGGCUAGACGUACAACAGCACGAGAAUUUGUGCCGUGCAUAUUUCAAAGACUUGAAAAAGGCGGGCAAAGCCGUUCAGGACGAGUGGCCGCAGUACUACGACUAUGCAAGGCGGCGUGGGAGUAUUUAUGGUACGGUCGUAGGGAUACCCGGCGCAGGAAAACGGAGCACGAUGAGCAGCGCCGACGUGAGCGACGACGAUCGCAGGCCGUCAUCCCAACGCGGUCCUACCACUACAGCGGCAGGAGCAAUAGGUGCUCGUGGAGGACGUUCGACAGUCUCUCCACGAGCGAGCGCCGUCCCGGGGAGUCCAUUCGACUGGAAAGGUCCGACACCCGUCAACCCGCCCGAGCAUCUUAUGCAACACGGUUUCUCAUCUCCUCCACCGAGCAACGCCAUUCACGGCUCAUCUACACCCUUUUCUGGAACCGGUCGCUGGGGACGCUACUCGACGAUCAACAAGCGACUCUCGCGCGCCCCAACCAUGUUUACGCGGGAAGGACCGGUCACGCAUGCGGCACUCAUCGCGUCCGCUGAACACAUCUUUGCGCGCUAUCUCGUUCCUGGAGCAGAAAAGGAGAUUUACCUCCCACCAUCCUUGCGUAUCCACUCGUUUGCACUCUCCUCGGACCAUCCGCCUACAAUGGCUGGUGGACCUGUCCCCGGACAGAGUAAAGAAGAAUAUGAGAUGGAGCAAGCGCAGCUGGCUCAAGUGCCAGACAUGUUCCAUUCUCAAAAGGAGUACGUGUUCAGCGCGAUGGAGCAAGACGCAUUCCCGCGUUUCCUGCGUGCAAAGGCAUUCGGCAACUUGACGCCCGUGAGUGCCUUGGUGAGAUUGGUAGUCGGGUUGAUCGUGCUCUGGAUUGGCCUGAGCACCGGGUUUGCCCUCAUCUUCCUCGACGUCAAGCCAAAGUCAAAGCGAUUCUUCUUGUUUAUACCCUAUACGAUUGCGGUUCUGCUCCUGGUGUCGCACCAGUACGAGCUCGACCCGGUACUGCUGCUCUUGUUCAACCAAUCAGAGACGACACCAUUCCGAACUUUGGCUGUACGGGAGCCAUAUGUACGCAAAUUGUUGGUAGGGCGCGCAAUCUGGGUCAGCGUGCUGGUGGCUGUCAUCGCGACAGUGUUGACGCUCAUAUUCUGGGCUGUCCCAGGACACCGACUGUAA